AUGCCCGCAGAUUUCUCGUCACCCCGACAAUCGCGGGGGAAGCAACGCAAGUCAUAUCGCGUUGAGGACGAAUACUCGUUUCUUGACGAAGAAGAUGGACCCGCAGUAUCUGGUAACCAAUCGCCAGCCGUCCAGGACGAUGAUGAAGACGAAGACGAUUUCAUGCCCGACGCCCAGGAAGAGGAGGCUGAAGACGACUUUGAAAAUGAGGAAGAGGAGGGUGACGAAGACGAGGAUGCAGAAGAAGAAGAGGAGGAUUCGGACGACAGCCUUGUAACGCCCAAACGCGGCGCUCAUGGGUCAAAAGCUACUCCCGUCAAGCCGCCUACUACGCCGCUUGUUCAGCGCAACAAGCCCUCUACAGAGCACGUGCCCUCGCCUAUUACAUUCGCCAAAGGCAGUGGUAUCAAACUACGCAAUGUAGAUGCUGAGAACAAGCUGCGGACACGUGGCGUACCCGAUUUCGACAAGAUUGGAGGUCAUGAGCCACGAUUGAAAAACUUGUUCGGGCCGGAUGGCCAGCAUCUUCGACCCGUAUUGGCGUCUCGCGAUCACUGGAGUUCUCAAGAAACGUUUCCGAUUAAAAAGCCUGGGCGCGGUGACUCCACCAAUGUUGAUUUGGGUGGCUUGAGACGAAGCUUCUUCGAGAAUGAGGGUACUAGGGAGAAGGAGAGUAAGGUGUUAAAGCAGUGGUAUAAGCACACAGGAAAGGCGGUUUUUGAGGCAGCACAGGCUACUAAAGAGUUUUCUGAGGAUGAAGCCAAGGAGUAUAUGCUGAAUGAUGGACCAGAGAGUUUGAACGUACUCACUGGACCUGUUAAUAGCCCCCAGGUUACCGCCCUCGGAAAAAGCACUUAUAUGCAUGUUGGGCAGUCCUUUCCAGACAAGGAUAGUAGAAGGGGCUGGCUAUUCAAUUUUGGAUCCAGGAUACAAGACGCUCAAUGGGUUACCAAGGAAGACGGUCGAACGCAAUAUGUCGGCGUCGCUGUUGAGCAGCACCCCAUGGAUGGAAACCGACCCAAGCCAAUGGAAAUACCAAAAGCGCCUGCUUUCAGUGCUACAGAGCCAUUUCGAGCUUCUAUCCAGAUCUGGGCGUUUGAGGCUACUGAAGAAGGAGAAUUGGAUACUUCGAAAGAGCCUAGACUUGAACUUGUCGUUUGCGCCAACUGGGGUGCACCUAAACAGCUGCGGUGGUGUCCAGUCGCUGCUACAGACACAAAAGUAGACUCUGAUGAUGAGAUCGAAACUCAUAUCGGCAUGCUCGCAGUCAUCUGGUCAGACGGACGAGUCCGUAUACUCGACCUAUGCUCCCCGAAGCGUCAAGCCGGACAAGCCCAACCCACAUACCUCCACUUCUCCCACACAGCCUUCGAAGUCUCCAUCCCCCAAACCGUCCCCUCCUGUCUGCAAUGGCUCUCAGGUACCACCCUCGCCGUCGCCACAGCCGCCGGCACCGUAGCCAUCUGGACCCUAACCCGCCCCGGCACCCUCUCCCCGUCCCUCCAACCACACAACCCGCGCCCCUGGUUCUACCACCAACUAGCCGACACCUUCAUCCUCACCAUCUCUUCCGCCUGGCCCUCAAACCCUCACUACCUCUCUAUCAGCACCGCCGACGGCUUCGCCCGCCUCUUCGACCUACGCAGCCCCACCGCCGACACCACAGCCUCCAUCCGCGGUCGCACCCUGUGUCUCACACAGGCCUGGCACGAGCACACGCAGUCCUUUGUCAUGCCCGACGAACACUACAUCCUACGGCACACGCCACUCCGCCGCUACUACCAUAACCUGUACAGCAUGAGACUUGAUAAUAGCAUCACGCGCGUAGCUACAAGCCCCGUGCACCCGGGUGUGCUGGUCGGCGGCACAGACGGCGACGUGCAGACGAGUAACCCCGUGAUGCGGAUUGCGAAUUACAAGGUUGUGCCGUGGCAGCAGAAAUGGUUUGUGCAUGAGUGGAGAAGCGAAGUCACAAAGUUGAUGGUGAAACCCGUCGCUACAACUAACACCCCUAAAGAAAGAUCUGUGGAUGGAGAAAAAGAAGAAGAAGAAGAAGAAGGUCAUGUCAGCGUGGCGACGACGGCGACUGCGGCGGUGGUUCCAGAAGAUAUUCUCAAACAACCUCUUGUCCGUGUUUCGGAGGGUUACAAGGCAGUGCAGCAGGGUAUCGCGAGUAGUGCAGUGUCGAAGAGGAAGGGGAACCCGGAGAUUGGGCGGUCGAUUAGUAUUUUUGAGGAGAGGUCUGCGGUUACGGCUCUGGCAUGGAAUCCGAAUUUGAGAUAUGGGACAUGGGCAGUUGCGGGUAUGGGGUCGGGGUUGUUGAGGGUGGAGGAUGUAGGGAUUGUGGAGAAGAAGAAGUAGAAUCGGGGCUGGUGGAAGGGAAGAAGGGGAAAAAGAAGAUGCGCGGGGAGGGGAGGGGGAUCCUAGUUUUCUUAGAUGAAAUGUCAUUCUCCGUGAAAUUACAUGUUCACUACACAAGUUAAAAUGAAUAUAUAAGCAAUUGAAUAACACAUAAUACCCGCAAUCUCGACAGUGAAAAAGAAGUAACCUGAUUGUUCAUAUUCCACAAUCUCACCUCACCGACCUCAUCUUGCACAAAAGCGGUGAUUUCUCCCACAAAAUAUACGUCGCCUGGUCAAUCCAGUCGUUGCUCUCAUCACAAAGCUCGAUGUCAAAGUGAUAGUAAGUUUUUGC
Bipolaris sorokiniana ND90Pr is the source of this 2694-nucleotide messenger RNA. RefSeq lists its product as uncharacterized. The transcript is spliced from 2 exons. The record is from RefSeq and is a predicted model, not a curated record. Gene Ontology annotation, biological process: transcription by RNA polymerase III. Gene Ontology annotation, molecular function: protein binding. Bases 1 to 2361 code for a protein of 786 amino acids. Gene Ontology annotation, cellular component: transcription factor TFIIIC complex. NCBI's taxonomy places the organism in Eukaryota, Fungi, Ascomycota, Dothideomycetes, Pleosporales, Pleosporaceae.